Molecule: messenger RNA, 1534 nt
Organism: Phacochoerus africanus (Common warthog)
Lineage: Eukaryota; Metazoa; Chordata; Mammalia; Artiodactyla; Suidae
Gene: MYOZ1
Product: myozenin 1
Exons: 6
Coding region: 360-1256 (298 amino acids)
Cellular component (GO): actin cytoskeleton; Z disc
Molecular function (GO): FATZ binding; actin binding; telethonin binding
Source: RefSeq, a predicted model, not a curated record
CCCUGAAUGCUUCUUUGGAUCUCAGCCUCUAGGUGCCAAGGAAGGGGAGUCCCUGGGCAGACUAAUCCCUGACCCAGACAGCUUCCUGGGAGAAUCCCAAAGACCUUUGCCUCCCCUUCCUGAGCCUCUGGGCAAGGAGGGAGGGAUCUUGGUUCCAGGGUCUUGGUACCCCCUGUGCCAUUUGAGCUGCUUGCGUUCAUCAUCUCUAUUAAUAACCACCCUCCCUCCCCCACUGCCAGUGCUGCCCCCACGCCUGCCCAGCUCGGGUUCUCCCGUCACAGCAGCUCAGUCCUCCAAAGCUGCUGGACCCCAGGGAGAGCUGACCACCGCCUGAGCAGCCGGCUCCACCCACCUCCACAAUGCCGCUCUCAGGGACCCCAGCCCCAAACAAGAAGAGGAAAUCCAGCAAGCUGAUCAUGGAACUCACUGGAGGUGGACAGGAGAGCUCAGGCCUGAACCUGGGCAAGAAGAUCAGUGUCCCAAGGGAUGUGAUGUUGGAGGAGUUGUCGCUGCUCACUAACCGGGGCUCUAAGAUGUUCAAACUACGGCAAAUGAGGGUGGAGAAGUUUAUCUAUGAAAAUCACCCUGAUGUCUUCUCUGACAGCUCAAUGGAUCACUUCCAGAAGUUCCUUCCCACAGUGGGGGGACAGCUGGGUACAGCUGGUCAGGGAUUCUCCUACAGCAAGGGCAGCAGUGGAGGCCAGGCAGGGGGAAGCGGCUCUGCCGGACAGUAUGGAUCUGGCCAGCAGCAUCAUCAUCAGGGGUCUGGGUCUGGAUCUGGGGGUGCAGGUGGUCCUGGGAGCCAGACUGGCAGAGGAGGAGAUGCUGGCACAACAGGGGUUGGUGAGACAGAAACAGGAGAUCAAGCAGGUGGAGAAGGAAAACAUAUCACUGUGUUUAAGACCUAUAUUUCCCCAUGGGAGAAAGCCAUGGGGGUUGACCCCCACCAAAAAGUGGAGCUUGGCAUUGAUCUGCUGGCCUAUGGGGCCAAAGCUGAACUCCCUCAGUAUAAGUCCUUCAACAGGACAGCAAUGCCUUAUGGUGGAUAUGAGAAAGCCUCUAAACGCAUGACCUUCCAGAUGCCCAAGUUUGACCUGGGCCCCUUGCUGAGUGAACCCCUGGUCCUCUACAACCAGAACCUCUCCAACAGGCCUUCUUUCAAUCGAACCCCUAUUCCCUGGCUGAGCUCCGGGGAGCCUGUAGACUACAACGUGGAUAUUGGCAUCCCCUUGGAUGGAGAAACAGAGGAGCUGUGAGGUGUUACCACCUCUCCUUUGCAUCAUGUUUCCCCUCUCUGGUUCCAAUUUGGAGAGGGAAUGCUGAGUAGGAUAUCCCCACUGAAAAUCCAGUAUCCUUGUGGGAAUGGAGGGGAAAAGGAGGGAGAGAUCUGCCUUUUCAUCCUUCACUCCAAGUCCCCACUCCAAGCAUCCUUUCUCACCAGCUCAGAGCUUCCCUUUACUUGCUCUGUAUGGAAACUGCUCUUUCAUGAAUUUGCUCUGCCACCGGUAACAGCUAAUAAAUUUCAAGGAAAUGA